AUAAAAUUGAGCACUCACCGCGAAUCAGAGAAACGGCGUUUCUUGGGGGUCUGGUCGAAGUAAUCUCUCGCUGUUCGUCGGAGGCGGCCGAGCGAAGCGCGGCGUCGUUCCUUGGUUUCCUUCCCAGUCCCUGUGAGAGAGAGAGAGAGAGAGACGGAGAUGUCGAACACAGUGUCCGAUUCGCGGAGCAACAGAGCGGCGGUUCAGGCGACCAACGACGACGCCUCGGCCAGCAAGCUGUCCUGCGUCAAAAAGGGCUACAUGAAGGAUGAUUACAUUCAUUUAUUUGUGAGAAGACCUGUAAGAAGAUCCCCAAUAAUAAAUCGAGGUUACUUCGCACGCUGGGCAGCUCUAAGAAAGCUUUUAUAUCAGUUUCUUGAUUCUGAAACUGAAGAAAAGAUUCCCUUGAAGAAGCAGAUAUUGUCACUUGGAGCUGGCUUUGAUACAAUGUACUUUCAGUUAAAGGAUGAGGGCAGAGCCCCACAUUUAUACGUGGAAUUGGAUUUUAAGGAGGUAACAAGUAAGAAGGCUGCCAUUAUUGAGACCUCCAGCCAGUUAAGGGAGAAACUUGGAACAAUGGCAUCUAUAUCACGAGAGAAAGGAGAAGUGACAAGUGAUGAUUACAGGCUGCUCCCUGUUGAUCUGCGGGACAUAAAAGGGUUGGAUGAUAUUAUAGCAUUUGCUGAUAUGGACCCCAGCUUGCCAACAUUUAUAAUUGCAGAAUGUGUCUUGAUAUACUUGGAACCAGAUUCAAGCCAUUCAAUCAUUGGUUGGGCCUCAAAAAAAUUCUCAACAGCAGUAUUUUUCCUAUAUGAGCAGAUCCAUCCAGAUGAUGCUUUUGGGUUGCAAAUGAUUAGAAACUUGGAGAGUAGAGGCUGUGCUCUCCUUGGUAUAUAUGCUACACCAACUUUAUUAGCAAAGGAAAAACUCUUUCUUGAUCAGGGAUGGCAGCGGGCCACUGCGUGGGACAUGCUGAAAGUCUACAGCAGUUUCAUUGAAGCCCAAGAAAGGCGCAGGAUUGAAAGGCUUGAAAUAUUUGAUGAAUUUGAAGAGUGGCACAUGAUGCAGGAGCACUAUUGUGUGGCUUAUGCAAUCGUUGAUGCGAUGGGGCUGUUCAAGGACUUCGGUUCCCAGCAGAUCAGCAUAUUAGCUCAAGCUCUCAGCAAGCAGCAUCUCCGUGAGUCGACACCUCGAAUGCUCCGUGGAAAUGGGAGAACGAAGCAAAUAUGGAAAUGUCAUAGCUAAUUAAUUAUGCAGGCGUCCUGUUUUGUUAUUGUCAUACCAACACUUGUGUGCUCUUAGAUGACUCUACGAAUACAUGAAGAGCUGUGUGUACCUUGGCUUGCAUUUUUCCCUCUAUAUAUAAUAUUACUUAAUGCGUUCACAUUGGUUGAU
Messenger RNA from Punica granatum (pomegranate), 1395 nucleotides. NCBI's taxonomy places the organism in Eukaryota, Viridiplantae, Streptophyta, Magnoliopsida, Myrtales, Lythraceae. The record is from RefSeq and is a predicted model, not a curated record.